Neurospora hispaniola is the source of this 1017-nucleotide messenger RNA. RefSeq lists its product as uncharacterized. The transcript is spliced from 4 exons. The coding region runs from base 329 to 790 and encodes 153 amino acids. The record is from RefSeq and is a predicted model, not a curated record. Lineage: Eukaryota; Fungi; Ascomycota; Sordariomycetes; Sordariales; Sordariaceae.
AUCCGACUACUGAGCGCCGUUAGUCACUGUCUUUGUGUGCCAAAUCAAAGGUGGUAGAGGUAUCCCUUCUACCCAAGCUCACUUGACUUUGGUUCUCUCAUCAGAGGCAUGACUGCGUGCGUGCUCUUCGUUCCAAGCUUCCAACCUCGGCCCCUGACGUAUUUUGGUUCGAUAUCCAUCCCUACGUGCACCUUACCUACCACGCACUUACCUUGUUGAUCUCACCGUACUCACUCUGAGUAUAUCCCAGAUUAACUGAAUCAUUCAGUUUCCCCCUUCCUGCAAGGUAUCCGCAAAGAAGCAUUGAAGCCUUUGCCAUCUCGACAACAUGGAUCGUGACGGUCCUCAUACCCCUCCCGACAACCUGUACCGCUCCGGGGUCCCCACUCCGACUUCGAGCAGAGUGGCAGCGGAUGCAGCGGACAGGGACCGCCGGGCCCUGAGUCCCAGCCCUUCACCGGGGUCCAUCCAGGAGGUGUUUCAGCAGACACCUUCUCCGCCCACCACCCCAUCCUCUCCUUCCCGGCAGACGGCCCCGCAAGAACCCGAGGUCCCAAUGAGCACAUCAUUGGAGGCCGCUAUGAUGGGUCCGCCGCCCGACGACGACAACGACGACGACGACACCCCCGAACCCGAGGGCAAUGUGGAAGUUUCGGAGAGGAGGGCAGUCGAGAGGGAUGAGAACCUUGAAGAAAAGGUUAGGGCGUACCGCCUGAACCAGAGGCAAAUUGAGAGGGAAGCUUUGUUUUGCCACUAUAGGCAAUGCAUCUGCCGCCUCUACCGCCGCUAAGGCCUCACCGUCUACACCAACUCAGAGGAUACAUCUUAGCGGUGCACAAAGAACCGGGCGGGUGGAAUGCUAGCACUCACGCAGGCUCUCUUGUGAAACGGGGUGUUCCGGUGGUCAUUAUUUGGGUUUGCUUGGGGUGUUUACAGCAGGAUCGGAUACCUGUAGCUUAGGACAGCGGGCAGUGCUCUACAGUCGAGUGUGGGCUCCCGUCGGUUCCCAAUUCAUCA